CCAUAGCAUUCUCUAAAUUGCGAGUGUGUUUGGAGAGGAGAGACAAAACGCGCUAAAUUGAGAUCUAACUUCUAAGGCUCUGCCUCUGAGACUGAAAGCGUUUGGCAUAAUAAUGCACGUCCCGCAACAGGGUUAGCUGAUUACCGAUUAAACAUUCAGAACUCUGAGUUGAUAUUAUCUUCAGAAAGAGAUGUCGCGGAGACCGGUGAAUCCAUCUCGCGGAAGUGGAUUGUUUUCAUCUUCCAAAUCAAAGUCUUCGCCAGUUUUGUCGGUUGGCCUCAUAGUCCUGGGAGGUCUUUUUCUCGUUUUCUAUUUACACAAGGGAUCAGGUGGAUCUGGUAGCCGUUUAGAGUCUGUUAACAGAGUCGAAGGUGAGUAUUUAUGUACUGAUGAGGUCCAACGAGCAAUUCCGAUUUUGCAGAAAGCAUAUGGGGACAACCUACAUAAAGUAUUACAUGUUGGUCCUGAUACUUGCUAUGUGGUAUCUAAAUUGCUGAAAGAGGAAGAAACUGAAGCCUGGGGUGUAGAACCAUAUGACAUAGAGGAUGCUGAUAGUAAUUGCAAAGCACUAAUCCGCAGAGGCAUUGUUCGCGUGGCCGAUAUCAAGUUCCCUCUUCCAUACAGGCCAAAAUCUUUCUCUCUUGUAAUUGUUUCAGAUGCCCUUGAUUUCUUGUCUCCUAGAUACCUUAACAAGACUCUUCCAGAUUUAGCAAGGGUAUCAGGAGAUGGCAUUGUUAUAUUUACUGGUCUUCCAGGCAACCAAAAGGCUAAGGUUGCAGAUGUUUCUAAAUUUGGAAGAGCGGCUAAGAUGAGGAGUUCAUCCUGGUGGGUCAAGUUUUUCCAACAAAUUAACUUAGAGGAAAAUGAAGCUGCUACCAAGAAGUUUGAACAGGCUUCAAAACAGGGUUCUUACGUUCCAAGAUGUCAGAUAUUCCACCUCAAGUCUCUCAGUUAACUUAAUUACAACAUGGUUCAUUUGUAGAAUUGAGGCUCCUGAUGGAUGCUUCUUCCACCGUUUUAUAUCUGAUAGUCUUUCUUCUUUGAAAGCAAUUCAAUUCUUUGAUAUUUAUUGGUCAUAGAUGUUGUAGCUUUUUGUUGUUGAAUGUAAUAGGUUUCUAUUGUUUGAAAUACCGCACCUUGUGGUAAAGGAUGAAACAGUUAAUUUAUGGGUUGAAUUAUUAGGUGUUCUAAACUUCACAGGGUCUAAUUAUUAUACUCAAAGGCAUUUUUCUCCUUGAGUUAUAAAUUUUAAUCUCGUA
Arachis stenosperma is the source of this 1259-nucleotide messenger RNA. RefSeq names its product probable pectin methylesterase CGR3. Gene Ontology annotation, molecular function: methyltransferase activity. The coding region runs from base 191 to 955 and encodes 254 amino acids. The transcript has 7 exons. The record is from RefSeq and is a predicted model, not a curated record. NCBI's taxonomy places the organism in Eukaryota, Viridiplantae, Streptophyta, Magnoliopsida, Fabales, Fabaceae. Gene Ontology annotation, biological process: pectin metabolic process.